UAGAAUGUGGGGUUUUUCACCCGUAUGGGUUUCCUCACAAUAAUCACUGUGUUAUGUGUUUAUUGUUUUAUUUCUACUCUAUGUACUUCUUGUAAUCUUAAUAUUUAAGUUGAAAUUUGCAUAAUCGUCCUCUCAAAAUUAGCGUAGGCAACGUUUCCGCACACUUUGCUUCCUUACACUUCCUUCCUCUCUCACACACAACAAUCAACUUGAGCUCCCUCUUUGUGCAGAAGAAGAAAAGGCAGACAGCCAUGGAAGCCGAGCUCAAGCUUUACAUCAUAUUUUCAUUUGCCCAGCCCAUGGCCCUCAAGGCCGCCGUGUUACUCAACAUUCCAGCAAUCCUCGCCAAUUCUGAGGAGCCUCUCUCCGUCCCUGAAAUUGCCUCCCUCAUUUCUUCCUCCACCGAAAAAUCUCCCAACUCAGACUACCUCGCCAGAAUUCUCAGAUUCCUCUCCUCUCACGGAGUAUUUGUCCAGACAGUCGUCAUCACCAACAGCGGAGACGAUGUGAAAAAAACAUACAAAUACGGAUCGACGAGCAUUUCAAAAUUACUGGUGGAAGAGAAAGGGGGGAAAUCGAAAUCCUCAGCGGCUCUUCUGUUGAUGGAAACGAACCGCGAUUUCAUGGAAGCGUGGCAUCACUUGUACGACUGCACACUCAUGGGCGGGUCUCCAUUUGAGAGGGCUCAUGGAAUGAAGAUCUGGGAUUAUGCCAAUCUCAAUCCUCAUUUCAGUAGCCUGAUCAACGAUGCCAUGGCCAGCAACUCUGCAGUGGUAAUGGAUGCGCUCUUCCAAACUUACGAGGGCUUUGAGGGCGUCACAUCAGUGGUGGAUGUGGCUGGAGGCGUGGGUUCAGCUGCUUCCAUGAUCGUGCACAAAUACCCAAACAUUCGUGCCAUUAAUUUUGAUUUGCCCCAUGUCAUUGCCUCUGCUCCCAAAGACAUUCCUGGGGUUGAUCAUGUUGCUGGAAACAUGUUUGAGAGUGUGCCAUCUGCUGAUGUAGUUCUUUUGAAGUGGGUUUUACAUGAUUGGGAUGAUGAAGAAUCCAUUAGAUUGUUGAAGAAUUGUUACAAGGCGAUUCCAGAGAAAGGGAAGGUGAUCAUUAUUGAUGCAGUUGUGGAAGGAAAUGGAUUUUUGAAGAAGCAAGGAUUGGCUUUUGAUAUGUUCAUGAUGGCUCAUACUCAUGGAGGAAAGGAAAGAACUGAAGAAGAAUAUAAGAUUUUAUCUCAAGCUGCUGGAUUCAAACGUUAUAAUAUUAUUAAAUUACCAUUUGUCCAAGCAAUUGUAGAGUUGAUUAAGUCCUAA
Messenger RNA from Cryptomeria japonica (Japanese cedar), 1304 nucleotides. RefSeq names its product flavone 3'-O-methyltransferase 1. The coding region runs from base 252 to 1304 and encodes 350 amino acids. The record is from RefSeq and is a predicted model, not a curated record. Gene Ontology annotation, biological process: methylation. NCBI's taxonomy places the organism in Eukaryota, Viridiplantae, Streptophyta, Pinopsida, Cupressales, Cupressaceae. The transcript is spliced from 3 exons. Gene Ontology annotation, molecular function: protein dimerization activity; S-adenosylmethionine-dependent methyltransferase activity; O-methyltransferase activity.